AAAACUCAGUUGCUUGAGAUUGUAAGUGUUCAGAAGUGCAUGGGAUGUCAAAUACCCCAGGUUCCUUCAGGUUUCAGCACUUCUCUCCACCAUGAUCAACACUUACCAGACCAGCAUUGCUCCACCGCCGGUGCCUCCACGCCUCAGCAGGUCCCAAUCAAUCCUCAUCCCGGCUUCUCUUCCAUCGCAUGGCCACAGCAAGUCUCUAGUCAGGUUUCUGGUUGGUGUGGUGUUGCUGCACUUAUUCCUUUCAGUCGGAGGAUUCAUCUACCUGAAGCAAAAUGACACAAUGCGUUCAUUCGUGCCUCCAUCAGGUGAAGGAAAAUUUGCCUUUCGCUCAUCAGGAAAGCAGGAGACAUCAAACAGAGCCUUGGCAAGCAUGGAAGUCGAGCAGCAAAAAGAUCAGAAAUUUGGAUCGGGUUAUCUCGAGUGGAACAUAAACCGCUCAGUCUUAAAGAGUGUCAGUUACUACCACAAAAUCUGGUUGACCAUCGAGCAGCCCGGUGAUUACUACGUCUACUCCAGGGUGACCUUCUCCAAGGGAGACUCCAAGCUGCCGCUUUUCAGCAUGGUGAAGCUGAGGAAGACUGAGAAACUUGAGGAAAAGACAUUGAUGCAGGCGUAUUGCAACAGUGUGCCCAAUUCAGUUCAGCUGUGCACGGCCACGCAGGGAGAUGUGAUCACACUGGAGAAAGGGAACCAGCUCAGUGUGUGGUUACAAGAGCUUUCACUGGUGAGCUACAUCGAGGGGGCCACAACCUUUGGGAUUUUCAGACUGUAAAACCCCUGGACCUAAGUGGAUGUACUUGGAUUUAAAUCUACUGAGAACUCUGUUAAAUAGACUGGAUCAAUUAUCAAACCAAUGGAUUCUGAUGUUCGUAGAGAAAUGACCACAUUUCUAAAAUAUAAUUUAUUAAAUCAGACAUAAUUGUGUUUAUUUUCUAUGGCAAUGAUGUGGAAGAUUGUUCUGUAUUUAUUAUUGUAAAUUAAGUUUGUAUGGCUGUGAAAUGAAACUUUGAUAUUUAAUCUUAAAGAUGCCUUCUCUUCAUUUUCAGUAGUGUGUUAGCUGUUAUGUAGAGAAAAUACACACAGUAGACCAAAAGACAAAAAGUCUGUGUCCCUGUAUGGAACAUUCAAGAAACUGCAAAAUAUUCAAAUAGAUGUAAAGGAAAGAUAUGCAGUAAAAAAUGUAGUUUUAGUCCUAAAACAAUCGGAAAAAACAACAGGUGAUAACACAUUUGAAUUACCCAGAUGUACCUAGUAUAACUCAUCAAAGACUAUCAAAUUCUUCUGAAAUAUAUACAAUGGUCCUUCACGGGCUUCUCAGAAAUCAACCUUUUUUUUAAAUCUAGCUCAGUUUGUGUACUGCCAUGGUUUUGCUAUAAGAGACCACAGUGGAAAGAUGCAUUUUCUCACGAACCUAAGCCACAAGAAACAAGAGCAGUCAGGUUGUUUACCAAUCGAGAGUUGAUUAUUAGACUCAGGACUGACAUUCAUUUUUCAUGCGUAUUAUUUAUGUAAAGAAACCCAAUAUAUUGUUGUUACAGUGGUACACGCCAGUGAUGUUCUCUAUGGAAACAAAAUGCUGUAUCCACAUGAAAACUACUCUAAGGACAACACCCUAAUUAAAAUCAUAUAGAUGUAAUUGUACCACUUACAAUUU
Eleginops maclovinus (Patagonian blennie) is the source of this 1663-nucleotide messenger RNA. It is a transcript of the gene cd40lg, whose product is annotated as CD40 ligand. Gene Ontology annotation, cellular component: membrane. The coding region runs from base 92 to 781 and encodes 229 amino acids. Gene Ontology annotation, biological process: immune response. Lineage: Eukaryota; Metazoa; Chordata; Actinopteri; Perciformes; Eleginopidae. Gene Ontology annotation, molecular function: tumor necrosis factor receptor binding. The record is from RefSeq and is a predicted model, not a curated record. The transcript is spliced from 4 exons.